Messenger RNA from Sabethes cyaneus, 944 nucleotides. RefSeq lists its product as uncharacterized. NCBI's taxonomy places the organism in Eukaryota, Metazoa, Arthropoda, Insecta, Diptera, Culicidae. Gene Ontology annotation, cellular component: mitochondrion; mitochondrial large ribosomal subunit. The record is from RefSeq and is a predicted model, not a curated record. The transcript is spliced from 4 exons. The coding region runs from base 54 to 740 and encodes 228 amino acids.
AGCCAGUUACUUAGUAAUAAUUAUUAUUAAAUUUAGUUUCCAUUACUCGAAAUAUGACUGCAAUAGUUCGAGGUCCACUAUGCUGUAGUUUAUUAAAACUAAUAGCUGCAAGAUUGGAGUAUGGAAUAACGCGCCACUACGCCAGCGCUAAUCGCGUGAAGCCAUUUAGACGGGUUGACGUUACAGACCGAGCCAGAAAUGAAGCAAAAGCUAUGGAAAUGCGUAAUCAAUACGCUGCAGCUGAAGAAGCCAUCACUUCCGGGAAAAGCGUCGAGUCCGUUGGUCAGUCUUUAGCAAGUAGAGGGUACCUACGACCAGUAAAACCCUACUCUCCUCCAAAGGAUGUGCGAGAUAAAAUCUUAGAAUUAUCAAAGGUUCUGAGUAAGACCAAUUCGAAUGAAAAAUUCGCUGACGUACAGCAGAAAUUUGCACUGCUUUCCGCUUGCCAUAAAGCCUUCAAUCAUGCUGUUCCAAAUUCCCAAUUGCACGAAAUCACGUCCAUCGACGACACCAUUGCCUUUUAUCAGACACCAGUCGAUACAACUCUCCCGCUAGAUGCGCUCAAAACGGUUGAUCUGCCGCAAAACCUAUUCAUACAGCAUGAAUACAUUCGGUUUCAUCCAGAGAGCGAUACAAUGUUUGGCGGUAAAUCGGCAUUCCCCAAAAGUUCAACCAUAGUGACCGGACUGAAGUACAAGGAUAAAUACCGUGGCCACAUAGCAAAGAAAUCUUGGCCCUAAAUGCAGUAGCCUGACGUCUGAGUACUAGCAGUGAAUAAAUAUGUUUUUCUUUUCAUUCGCCAGUUUUCUACUAGGUACCUAAUUUAGAAUUGAACAAACUACUUAUUGACGCCAAUCCUGUUUGCCGUCUAAUUGGAAACUGCGUGUACUAUUUGCGAUCUUCGUAAUACAUACUGUAUAUCAUAGGCUGAUUUUGCUACUAGC